CUAUUGGGCGUAAAUGUUGUAAAGAGCAUAAAGCGUUUCUGACUUGAUUGUUUCAGACCUGGUGCCUCUUGAUCUGCUGGCCAGAGCCCUGCCACACCCAACAAAAGCCCCGCCCACACAGGUGCUGAUGGUUCAGUCCCGAGGUUCCAGGGGUCUCCAGUUAGCUGGUACCAUGACAACAGUAUUAAGCUUCCCUGCUUCCCAAAUCUUCACCAACUGUGACUAUUUCCCAGCUGAGUUCUCACUGGUUGUCACCAUCAAAAGUCCAAAACUGAGACAGACGACUGAGUACAUCCUUUCAGUGAUGGAGGAGGAAAGUGAGAGACCUUUGGUUGGGUUAAUGGUUUCGGAGAACCAUCUCCACUUCUUGGUCACAUCCCCAGUUCCUGGGGUCCAGAACCGACUCAGCUUCCAGGAGGUUGGCCUGGACGACAACAACUGGCACACAAUGGUGCUCGCCAUCACCGGACCAUAUGCCACGCUGACUGUGGACUGUGGACUCCCUCUGGAGCUUAAAUGGGUCCAGUCCUUUCCCAAUAGUCUGAGUACCAGAGGCACAAGGUUCUUCAUUGGUAGCAGGAGGAAGUGGAAGGGACGUUACUCUGGUUUACUACGUCAGCUGGUUCUCUUACCGGGUUCAGAUGCCACACUCAGAGUGUGUCCAAGCUCAGAACCCAGCCUGGCAGAACUGAUGGUACCACAGUUCCUGAAGUCCAUCCCCUUCCAACCCAACCAACAAAUGCCACAUUACCAGUACGAGGCAGAGACCAGAGUGACGCUGGGACACCAGCCGCCGUGUUCCAAACCACAACACGGCCAGCUGUGGUUCAGCGCUCGCAGGAAAGAACUGUUCAUCUGUGAUGGAGACGUGUGGACGCCGCUGCUGCACAAUAAAGAGCGACUGGAUUAUGUAGAGGACUACCAGGAUCUGUACACCAGCUCUGAAACCUUUGACAUGGACGUCUUCUCCAUCCCGUCUGAAGGUCUCUUCAUGGCCGUAGCCAACAGGGACUGCCGGCCCGGCUCAGGUAUCUACAAAUGGAGGAAUGGGUCCUUCCAGAUCUACCAGAACAUCAGCACUCAGGAGGCUCGAGCCUGGAAGAAGUUUACUAUCAGGAACACGAUCUUUCUGGUUGUUGCCAAUUCUCAGGAGGCAGAGUCAGAACUGUCAGUCAUCUAUCGGUGGAGCACACAGCGGCGGCGGUUUGUCCGUCACCAGACUCUGGAGACUCACGCCGCCGUGGACUGGGAGGCCUUCCAGAUCCACAGUGACAGCUUCCUGGUCGUAGCCAAUCAUAGACGAGCCAGAGACUCCAGCCACAACAUCCACAGUGUGAUCUACAGGUGGAACCCCAACACUAAGCAUUUUGAAGUGAACCAGACUCUGGCCACGUCUGGAGCUUACGACUGGGAGUUCUUCACCGUAGGACCGUAUCACUUCCUGGCUGUUGCGAACACGUUUGACGGCCAGACCACGGCCAUCAGCUCCACCAUCUACAUCUGGCUGGACGGGAGCUUCCAGAUGUUCCAAAGCAUUCCGACGGUUGGAGCGACGGACUGGGAGAUGUUCCAGAUCGACGGCAGGUUCUUCUUGGCUGUGGCCAACAGCCAGAAGGUUUCAGGUCACGGCCCAAGACUCUACAGCAUCAACUCCACUGUGUAUGAGCUGAACACCUUCACGCAGACCUUCAUCCGCUUCCAGGACAUCCUCACGCACAGUGCCCUCGACUGGGAGUUCUUUACAAUCGGAGAACAGAAGUUCUUGGUGGUGGCCAAUUCUCAUGAUGGCAGCUCCUACUCACUCAACAGCGUGGUCUACAGGUGGCAGGGCUAUGAGGGCUUUGUUCCCGUCCACAUUCUGCCUACGUUUGGUUGCAGAGAUUGGGAACACUUCAGCACUGAUGAAGGUUCUUUCCUUGUCUACUCUAGCGCCACCUCAAGGCUCAGCAAAGUGUUCAAACUCAAAACACACUGAUACUCAUCUUACUCAUCUGCUCAGGAGGAAACUGGUUCAGUUAAUGUUCCUGAUUCAAACUGAAGACGUUCUGAUAGGCUGAGUGUUGGCAGAACGUCUCACGAUUCUCCAUGAUUUCUGUUUGGAGAGGAGUGGAUAACCACUGGAGGGGGGACGCGCUCCACAGUUCCAAUCCCAGGUUUUGUUAAGUCAAGCCAAAUGUGGGAUCAUGCCAUGGUGAUGAGCUUCACUGCAUCCACAACACCAUGGACCCGCCUUGGGUGAUCGAUGGAAACCACACAACCAGUCCAUCCCCACAUCUCAAACAUAGGUUUGACAAGACACAAUUAUAUUUCAUAUAACAGUACUGACAUCAUGGAUGACAGACACCUGCCAAAAAUGAUUGGCAGGUGUCUGUCAUUCACUUCUGACUCAUCAAAAACAACAACUUCAGAUAUCUGGUUUGGAAUUCUGAUGAGUCAAAUUUUGGAAAGACUGGAACAGAGUGAAUCCUGGUCAGUUUGGCCGAGUGAUGGUCGUCAGCAUCAAGGCAACGGAAAACGUGAUGGUAAAAACUUCACAAAACAGCUUAAAAGCAGAUAAGUUUUAAUCCACAGAUACCUAAGAUUCUGUUCUGACUCAGUGUGUUUGAUUUCUCCAAUGAGGAAGAAUUAUUUCAUGUUUGACAUAUUAAUGUUUUUGACCUGUUACAUUUGUAAAUAAUAAGCUAGAAUGGGGAAUUAUUGGGUUAGAAAUCUGUUAAGUGCUUCAAAAUGCUGGUUUGAUGUUUAGGACUGUAACAAAAAUUUUAUACAUAUAUAGCUUGUGGUGUAUUGUGGUCAGUAUGAGAUAAGAUCGACUGAAAGGACUCGCUGUUCUAUAUCCCUCUUUUUUCACCGCUUCAGAAACCUGCUUCCUUCAGGAUGGACGGCUGUACAUACCUUUACCAAUGGGACACAUCGUCAGUUGUGUACCUCAGCAUCAUUGGCUGUUUCAGCCAAUUAUCACAAGACAGCCUUUGCUCAUCAAAAAAUGACAUGAUUGCGUGAGGUCUUUCUCUUUUAUACGAGUUAUAUUUGUGUGUUAUUUCACUUAAUUUGAAAUGAUAAAAUGUUUUUGCAUAAAAUGAUAAACUAAUUAUAAACUGAUAUGCAAAAAAAUUGGACCAUGCUGGAAAUAAAUGUUUUACACUGUG
Thalassophryne amazonica is the source of this 3149-nucleotide messenger RNA. Its product is annotated as thrombospondin-type laminin G domain and EAR repeat-containing protein-like. Lineage: Eukaryota; Metazoa; Chordata; Actinopteri; Batrachoidiformes; Batrachoididae. The transcript has 14 exons. The coding region runs from base 128 to 1975 and encodes 615 amino acids. Gene Ontology annotation, biological process: signal transduction. The record is from RefSeq and is a predicted model, not a curated record.